UCUCUCAUCCGGACCCCGCCCUGAGUCUCUGUGUCCCGUCAGGCCGACCGCGUCUCGGUUCAUCCGUCUGCUCAUACACAGACACACUCACACAGGGACACACAGACAGACACGUACACACAGACAGACACGUACACAGAGACACGUACAGACACGUACACACAGACACGUACAGACAGAGACGUACACACAGACACACAGACACGCAGACACGUACACACAGACACAGAGACACGUACAGAAAGAGACACACAGACGCAGAGACACGUACACACAGACACGUACACACACAGAAACGUACGCACAGAAACGUACGCACAGACACACACACAGACACACACAGACACGUACACAGAGACACACAGACAGAUACAGAGACACAGCGGCGAGAAGAGGGGAGAGCGGAGAGAUUGCGGUAGACGGAGGUGACAGCAAGAGAUGUGGGAAUAACACCUGGAAGAGCCACACCUCAAACACAUGGCCAGAAAUAAGUGCAAUGGAUUAUAGGAACCCAGACUCGGGAUCUCAAUUGCUCCUCCUCAGUUCCAGGAACCCCAUGUAUGAAGAUCUGAAAUGAGUGAUGUGAUGUUAUAAAUUCCUGAAACAAAACUUAUUUUCCCAAGCUACUGGGAUGAGGGAUACCUUAAUCAGAUAUUCUGGAACAAUAGUUGCCAUGUCCUGAAAUUCUGGAAUAAGCAAUUGCCUGCAAUUCCCAGCGCAGGGAUAUCACCUCCAAAGUCCUUGGCUCCACAUUUUGCACACAGCCGGUUGAGUCAUUACUGCCUUGGAAAGAGGCAAGGUCUCACAACAGCCGUUUUUGGAAGGACGUACACAUUUGUCCCAUUUAUUGUUAUUUCAAACCAGUUCGAAUUGAACAAAGAAAAAAUUCCAACAAAAAGUGAAUCAGAAACUUAGCAAUAGUCUCCUUGCUCAAGCAAGUGUAUGCCAGUCCCCAUCGCCUUCGGCGUGCUGAAGAUGCCGCAAGCGCCGAGCAUUUAAUUGAACAAAAGUUGACGAGUGGAGCUGAAGGAGACCAGAGCGAGAUUUCUGGAGGUGUCAAGGGGAGAGCAAGGAGAAGAGAGCGACGGUGGUGGAACGAGGAGGAGGACGGUGGAGUCUCGCGGCGGGUGACUCGGGUAUGCUGGUUGGUGGCGAGGUCGCGACCUUACGAAAGUGAGCGAGAGGAAGCCAUGAACUCUGCGGAGCAGACGGUGACAUGGCUUAUCACGCUGGGUGUGCUGCACUCGCCCAAGAAGCGCGUGUCCGACCCGGGCGCCUUCCUGCAGCGCUCCCUGCGCGAUGGGCUCGUGCUGUGCCGCCUUCUGGAUCGCCUGCUGCCCGGCUCGCUGGAGACAGCCAAGGUGUUUCAGGAGCCCAAGGCGGAGGCUGAAUGCGUGAGCAACAUUCGCGAGUUCCUCAAGGGGGUUUCUCAUCUGCGGCUCGAGCUCUUCGAGCCCCAUGACUUGUACAAGGGACAAAACUUUGACUGCGUUCUCAACACGCUGGUCGCACUGAAUAAGGCCACAGCUGACAUCGAGGUGAGCGGAGAGCCAGGCGGCACUCGCCGCUCCACUCACCGCAACAAAUCCGUGGACUCUGCCUCGGUCCCCCGCUCCUCCAGCACCACGAGCCGCCCCCCACAGCGCCAGUCCAAGAGCCUGGUGAGCAGCGCGGAGAUGACAGAGAGCGGGGGAGGCAUGGUGGUGCGUGCCAAGUUCACGUUCCAGAGGACCAACGAGGACGAGCUGUCGUUCGAGAAGGGCGACGUGAUCACGGUGACGCGCGUUGAGCAUGGCGGCUGGUGGGAGGGGGCGUUCAAUGGCCACACGGGCUGGUUCCCCAGCAACUACGUGCGCGAGCUCAAGGCCUCCGAUCGACCCACAUCACCAAAGGCUGUGGGCUCAAAGGGUGGAGCCAAACCCCCCGAGAGCCCUCCAGCUGCCAAGGGCUACUAUGACGUGGUGGUGAAGAACAUCGUGGAGACUGAGCAGGAGUACAGCAAGGAGCUGCACUGCCUGCUCGCCACGUUCCUACGACCCCUGCAGGCCAGCGACAAGCUGCCGCCAGCAGACGUGGCGCUGCUGCUGGGGAACUUGGAGGUGAUCGCCAGCUUCCAGCAGAGCCUGGUGCACAGCCUGGAGGAGUGCGCCAAGCUGCCAGAGGCGCAGCAGCAUGUGGGCUCCUGCUUCAUGAGCCUGCGCUCGCAGAUGGAGACGCUCUACCUGGAGUACUGCGCCAAUCACCCCUGGGCCGUCAAGGUUCUGCAGGACAACAGGGAGAUGCUGGGGGAGUUCAUGGAGAGUAAGGGUGCGAACAGCCCUGGGAUCCUGAUGCUCACCACGAGCCUCAGCAAACCGUUUAUGCGGCUCGACAGAUACCCAACUCUCCUCAAGGAGCUGGAGCGGCACAUCGAGGACACUCACCCGGACAAGACGGACAUCCAGAUAUCUAUGACCGCGUUCAAGGGCCUCUCGGCGCAGUGCACAGACAUGCGCAAGCGCAAGGAGCUGGAGCUGCAGAUGGUUACGGAGACGAUCCAGGGCUGGGAGGGGGAGGGGAUCCGCUCGCUGGGCGGCGUCCUCUUCGUGUCCCACGCGCUCGUGCAGUGCGCCGGCAGCGACGAGCGGAGCGAGCGGUACCUCCUGCUCUUCCCCACUGUUCUCCUGAUGCUGUCAGCAAGUCCUCGCAUGAGCAGCUUCAUUUACCAGGGCAAGUUGCCGCUCACGGGCAUGACGGUCACGAAACUGGAGGACACAGAGAUCGUGCGGAAUGCAUUUGAAAUCACAGGGAGCAUGAUAGAAAGGAUCGUGGUAUCCUGCCAGAGCCCCCAGGACGCGCAACAGUGGAUAGAGCAUCUGCACCGGCAAACCAAGGGCCCCGCUGCAACAUGCAGCACUCCCGGUGCCAAGACGGCGCCCUCGCACAAUCUCCCAUCACCACCCCCGUCCCACGCCUGUAAGACCUCAGAUUCGGGGCCCAAAUCUCCGGCGCUUAACCCUGGAUACCACACCCUGCCGCUAGCCGGGGCCCACGGGGGCCACGGGGGCCACGGGGGCCACGGGGGGGGAGCCUUGUCGGCGGUGUCGCGGGCCCCUCUCGAGCCCCCCCGUCUCGCCAAGCCCUGGAGCCUCAGCUGCUUGAGGCCGGCGCCGCCAUUGAGGCCCUCGGCAGCGCUAAUCUACAAGGAGGAUCUCAGUAAGAGCCCCAAGGCCGUGAAGAAGCUGCUCUCCUCCCGCAAGACGCGGAAACCAUCAGACGACGACCCCACGCUACGCAAAAGCACGGCGGUGGCGCUGGAGGAGGAUUCUCAGAUCCUGAAGGUGAUCGAGGCGUAUUGCACCAGCGCCAAGACGCGCCAGACGCUCAACUCCACCUGGCAAGCGACUGAUCUGAUGCACAACCACGUGCUGCUGCCGCCCCCUGAAGGGGCAGGCUCCCGGCGGGGGUCUCUGUCGGGCCCCGCCGAGCACCCCGGAGAGCAGCCCCCCCCAGCGGAGAGCGACAGCGUGUGGCUGCCCCAGAGCCAGCCGCACCAGCAGCACCACCACCACCACCAUUCACACCAGCAGCACCAUCACCACCACCAGCAGCACCAUCACCACCAUCAUCACCAGCAGCACCAGCAGCAGCAGCAGCCACAACAGCCACAACAGCUGCAGCAGUCACUGCAGCAGCCGCAGUACCCACUGUACCGCAGUCUGCACAGCACUCGGCGCACACACUCAUACAUUCACCACCAGAACUAAGAACACAGAUGGGCACUCUCACUGACAUACACACUCACUGUGACAGACACACACAAAGACAAAGAUCUCCCAUUUUAGCCUCAACAGACUGUUGGGGCAAGGGCUGUUAACGAGCCGGCGUGGCACACGAGUUUUUGGGUUGGCUAUGGUCACCUUUUAACAUUUCACCAAGUACUCAUUUGAGGCUAAGUCGACCUAGGGGAGGCCCAGGACUGGUUAAGAUAAUAGUUACUGAUGUUGGCCGGGAAUCGAACUCGGGUUGCUGUGUUCGUAGUGCAGCGCGCAAACCGCUACAUGACCGCUCCCCACAUUGGGCACAUAUAUACAUGCAUCCACACAUGUACAAAUCACAUUCACACAUACCUGCGUGUACAUGUGUAUACAUGCAGAUUGGCAAACACGCAUUGGACAAAUGUAUGCUGAGACAUGCACACACACCAAUAUGCAUGCAUGCACAUACGUAUCCACACAGGUUCAGAGAUAUGCAGGCUCCCUGGGUCUCGCAUAAUUCACUGCAUACUGAUAAUUAAAUCUCUGCACACACACAUCUGCGUAUUCACAUCCGUGCAUGCACUCUUUCCACUCGUGGAGCACAUCGGCAGUUUUGAUUCACAUGCAUGACCUUGCACCGAUUGUGUAGGCAAGCCCCCCGUGCGCAAGGUCUGCACACCGCUGUACACACAGACACCUUGCGCACGCACACUGACUGCACCCCGCACUCGCCACAAUUAUCCAUACACACCGAAGUGUGUUUAUACACCUCUUAGUACAAAGACAAAGAUCCCUUGUAUAGCCUUUACAGACUGUUAGGGCAAAUGCUGUGAGCGAGCAUCUACGAAGGCCUGCACAGGCACACAAAGGGAUGGGUGGCCAGUACCACGCCCGGCCGCCUUUAUUUCCCGAGUGGUGAUGUUUACACACCAAGGCUGAGUAGAUUUAGGGGAGACACAGGACUGGUUCAGAUAAUCGUCACAGAUGUUACCCCUGAGCAGGAAUCGAAUUCCCGUCGCCGGGUUCGUAGCACAGCACGCAAACUGCAGCAGUCGGAUUAGCACGGUUGGCCACGUAUGUUGCAAGAAAGUUCAACGUACAUUCACAUCCCUUCAUAUACACAAACCUUCAUAUACACAAACCUUCAUAUACACAAACCUGAGUAGACACUCCUGGGUGGACACACGCACACUUGUGCGUACAAGCACUCGCACACACGUACCGACUUGUACCCACACACCAAUAAAUAGCACACACGCCUAUAUUAACACUGAACAGGAAACAGAAACGUAGUGGGACUAGAAGUGGUGCUGUUUGUGAGUGAGUUAGGCACUUAAUGAGCUCUCUAAUGCGGGAGCUGUCUCACUGCCCACAUGCAUGGUGCUGACGUGCAGAAUUCGUGUCGUCGGUGCCUGACAGAAUCGCUCAUCUGCGAAAAGUAUCACCAUGAUCUGUGGCGCGUUAAACCUGUGCACACCACUUUGCAUUAUGGGUAUUUAAUUCCGAGGGUCGGAGCACUCGGCAAGAUUUGCGGGGUGGGGGGUGGCGGCUGAGCCGCCCUUGCCCUGUGUGGUUGAACUCGGAAGUUCGAAUCUCGGUGGCCACUGUGACGAGUUUGGCCUCUCGGAGACUCCCUCGCACAUGCGAGUGGGCACACACAGCCUGGGCUAAUACGCGUGUAAAAUAGAAGUUGUUUUAAGGGUUUGAACCUGUGCAGAUGCACAAAUGCGUGUUUAAAAUAUUUCAGAAUGCGAACAGCAGAUAUCGGCUGCUGAGAUGAGAUUUGUGCACUUUUGUACUCAAUAGGCCUCCUGUUAAGUCUAAACAAUGGACGCUCAUUUGCAGCAACCAAUGGUAACCACACACAAGAUGUGAUGGAAUAUUCGCCUCGUUAGUCAUGUCGCCGUGCGCCCCUGUGUUGCCCUUGAUUCCUGUUUUACUUUGGUAAUGUCAUGCCCCAAGGGGUUGUGCUGUGGACGUUAUGGGCGGCGGGAGGAUUUGACGACUUACACUGACUCGGGUUUCUCUAUGAUGCACGCGAAUUUGUCACCAGUCGCUCCAAUCAGCAGCCAGUGUAGCAUCCCCUCGACCCCAUCGGAACCCCGACUCAGCCGAGACAGAACCCUCCUCUCGAUACAGAAACUGUGGCUCGUUUGGGUGCUCUUGUUUGGCUCCUCAGUUGUCUUAUGGCCGUAGCCAACUGCACUAAUUUCUGUGUCGCUGUAUUAACAACUGCGGUCAUCCCAGUGAUACACACAUCAGCUCCAUAGUCUCUUCAGUGCGUGCUUUUGGAAGCAACCAAUUGAGUUUCUCCUGGUUGCGACCAAACAUGAAAGAAAGCUACAACCCCAAACGAUAAAAAGCUCUUCUCUAAUAGAUACACUUAUUCUACUUGUCCCGGACUGUUCCACACAAGCUUGAAGCGUUGUUUAUGAAAAAAUAAUCAGUUAAGUUGUGUUGAUGGGCACUCGAGUACUGCCACUCCAGUGGCUUAUUGUGAAGUGUGCAAGGCCACAGUGACAUCACUAGAGUGACUGCUGACGAUCACAGAUCGGGAUGAGUGCAUGAGUCAUUACAGCCAUAGCUGCUGCUGACACUCAUAAACAGCAAUAUUCAUAAACCUGAAAGGACCUUAGAACAAACGAUGUCUGUUGACGGAACAAUUGGCUAAGAGAUCGCUUGUGAAAUAAUGCUGCUUAAGUUGGUGGGGCCACGUACACCACAUCGGUGAGGAGGCCGCAGUGAAGUCGCUUUGUCCACGCACCAAUGCUGGAUGAGGGCCUUCAUGCGGGUCCCAGAAAAUAACAAAGGAGAGAAUGAUGAGGCUGGAAGUAAACAGCGCAGAUGCAAUUUGCAUCUUCUGGUGUCACAUGGAAAGCGGUCUGAGUGAUGGUGACACAAGACUGCGACAAGUGGGGGCAUUGGAUUGCUCUAAGUAGCAACCUGCUUGCUGUACUGUGACGCAGGAUGGUCUAUGUUACUUAUUAUUCUUAAUUAUUCGUGUUGUUCUGCACCUGUUGGAGAGAGACCUCAAAUGGUGGUGCGCCGUAGCCAUGCGGCGUGACGAGUGGUCUGGACCGCGACAACUUGGGGCGUAGGAAUCCUCGGAUUCGGCGAUCUCAUCCUUGACUCGGCCAAACUCAGGCAGCCCGCUGAGGAUUACAGGAGCAGCGGGAGAAGCGUCCACAGGCGGCCCUGUGCACGCCUUGUUUAGUUUGCGUGCGAGGACCUCGCUAUCGCGGUGCCAGGGUGGUGCCAGGGUGGUGCCAGGGUGGGUUUGGUGCCAAGGGGGUUUGAGACGUCGGGACCCGAGUGGCUCCGCCCAGCGGCUCUGAGUGAUGCAGGAACCGGGUCUUGGGUCAUUCGCCACGGUUUCAACUCGUUGCCAUUUUUUCAAUCAAAAGUUGUUUGGAAAAUUGAUUGAAAGAAUGGAAAUGUCUACGUCCUUCCAAACAACGCACUCUACAUGUCUACGUUUUUCAUAAUUUGUAAAAUGUGUUUGGGAAGCAGUGAAUUCGUUUUAUUUCCAGGAAGUUGUACAUGAUGGAUUCCGUCCAACAAUAUCUCUUUGUAAUCAGGACACUACUGUAAAAACAAAGCAUUGAUCACAGUAAAUGUUGCCAGCAGUUGCUGUUUAAGAAAUAGUAUUCCUUGUUGUAAAAUGAUACUAAUUUCUAUGAAUAGACUUUCAUUGCAAUAAGCCGAGUUAUUUCUCCUGCAGAGAUAAUUGAGUUGUCACUGUCCAGCGCUGCCACUCUGCAUCAGCUCUGUGCUACUUCCCUCAUCAUCAAGAGCCGUGAUCAAUCCACUGCUGGAUGAAGGCAUUUCAAAACCAUUUCAAAACCAUUUCAAAACCAUUUCUACGUAUCAUGGCCCUGCGAUGUAACAAUCCAGCCAGCACACGAGCUGGUAUACGUCCUCUCGUAAGGCGCCGCGUUCCCUCUUUUGGCUGACACUCCGUCAUUCGUAUCGAUCGUCGGCCACCGUCCCGACUUCUUGCCGUGGCGCGUCCCGCCCACGCCAGCUUCUCUUAACGCUCAAUACGAUGUCAUUAACUUGAGUGUGUCCUCUAAUCUUUGUGUUCUACUUGCCGUCUCACAAUGUUAUUUCCAGUAGAUUUAACACAGGUGCGCAGAUCACAUACAAAAGCUCUCAUCCCUAUUUAGACGUCGAGCUCAAUAGUGAAUGCGUGGCCAAUUUGUCAUUUUGACGGCCAACUCAGUUUAGAGAAAGUGUAUGUAUGUAUAACACGUCGGCUUUCGUGACCAAUAUCAUCCAUAAUAGAGGGUUUUUUUGGGUUAGAUCGCUUAGUGCUGCGUGGAAACGAAUAAUCAAUACAUUGUGCAAAUGAAUGGCUACAAAGGGCAGCAUACUUCCAUAGGAAUUACCGUUGAUACAUCUAUUUAAUACACAAUAGACAGGAAGGACAAGUUCAAAGGCUCGCAUAAUGCAUAAUGUACGUUGCCUCAGUAAUUCCCCUCCCCCCCCCACGUGGCGCAAGAGUGCAGAAGCGUGGUCAACACAUCUACGUCUCUAUAUAAGGAACAGAACAGUUAGACUUCUGCACAAAUCUGGCUGUCGCCUGAUGAAGCUAUUUGUAAUUACUGGCGAAACGUUGUACUCAGAUUGUAAAUGUUGUGGCUUCGCUCCCUCCAACACACCGGUGUGCUGUACUAGUGACGAAUUGGCACGUUCUGUUUACUUAACAACCCUUACUAGUUGGCUGUGUCGGGUGGUGGGAGGUUUUAACGACACAUUUACGCGUUAUAACCCAAAAAACCUCGGAUGGAUGGAUGUAUCCAUAAUAGAGGUUUUUGGGAUAGAUCACGUAAAUAUAAAUGUCGUUAAACCCACCACCACCCGACAGUCAAUUAGUGAGGUUUGUCACGUGAACAGAACAUGUCGAUUGGUUACUAGUACAGGGCACACCGGUCUGUUGGAGAAUGAACCCACAACAUUUGCAAUUCGAGUACGACAUUCUGCCAGUAAUUACAGGCGACAGAGUUGUGGAGAAAUCCUCCGGUUUCGGUCUUAAAUAGAGGGAUACAUAGGAUGUCACUUGUGAGCCAAUCAGGUACGAAGGCCAGAAGGGGGGUUCAUGUCUGCAUGUAAAUUACAAUGGAUAUCCAGCCGAACACACUCGGGUACGAAUUGGUGUGUUUAGUUUACGUGACAAACCUCACUAAUUGGCUGUGUCGGGUGGUGGCAGGUUUAACAAAACAAUGCGAUUUAACCCAAAAACCUCUUAUGGAUAGUAUUUGUCGCGAAAGCCUGUGUUUUAAACUGUGUGUAUGUAUGUUGAACGUCUUUCACACUGUACGUUGCCAACCGUUCUAACCGGAGGUGCUCAAGGGGCCAUCCCAACAGGAAGCAGUCUGAUUUGGUUGCUUAAAUAACAAUAUGGCCACAUUCUGUUAUUAUGAGCUGGUGGUCUGGAUAGGGCUGAGAGAUGUUGUCCAUGUGAUGCUGCACACCGCUGUGCUGUCAAAUCUCGUUAUUCCCAGCCUGCAAUGUUUGUUUGUAUGUUGAACUUCUUUCACACUUACGUUGCCAACCACGUAAAUCAGAGGUGUGGGGAGGGACAACCAACUUCCACUUGUAGUUUUGUUUGAAAUAGUGCUGUGAAUCUACUCCUGGCUCGUGCUCUCACCCAGAGCCCACAUUCUCUAUUCUGUCUCCAUGUAUGUGAGAGAUGGCAGUACAGCAAGUAGGCUGUCGACCGUUGUGUACACUGGUUGUACUGAGAUGUGGCACACUGCGAUCUGAGUUCUCCAAUGUGCUCACCAGUAUGAGUGUUGUCGAUAAUGCAGGAUCCUCUUUAAAUAGUCUUAGUCUCGGCGAGGCUCUCCUGGGUAAAUCAUGUUAUUUUUAUUAACAAAUGUUGCUCUAUUUUGCCGAUUCAUUAAGUUAUUGCCAUAACGCAUUAAUUUCCCUGCAAUGAUUAUACCAACUAUGCUAAGCUCUCCUUCCCGUACAAAGGGAAGCGCCUGACUCGCACCCCCGGUGCAGUCCCUCAGGCUGGUGCACACGGGUGUCACCGUGACCCACGGUGAGGACGUGGAGAGAAGAGAAAGGGGAGGUGGCGACCGGGCCCUUGGCUCGGUCGGUCUGGUGCGGCUGCCGAAUCUGGGGAAUUUUUUAAAAGCACAAACGCGCGUCGGCAUCAGAUCCCUGGUGUCAUCCGAAUCAAGGUUAAUGGUAAAAAUGCGUUUUGAGUACAAAUAUUUACAAAUAAUCCCAUUGCGUCGAGUUUAUAUAGAACCUCGCGUCUACGAGUGUGACAUUGCAGCGUAGAUCUGUAGGCAGGUUCCCCUGCACGCGUAUGUAUGUGUGCAUACAUGAUGUGUGUUUUAAGCUGGAUUUUUAAUGCCAAUGUUAGUAUUUACACAGAUGUGUUUUUAAAUUAUUGUUUUCUAAGCAUCAAUAAUGACGCAGUUUAUUCCGCGAUGACUUUUGCACGCUCGUGUUCAACUGCGAUCCAGCAUUUGUGAUCUCUUAGAUUCCUUGUCCUUAGAAGAAGACGCCAUCCCAUAAUCACACGGUUCCUCAAUCCAUUAGCUUCCCACCCAGGCCGUGUCCCACUGGAGCGUGAACAGUUCAAUUGGAAAGUAUAGACGAUAUUACGAGCAAAUCACGUCCGAUCACGAAAGCCGAGCAUGGUUGAGCCAAAUGCGGACCAUCUUAAAAACGCCAUGAAAUUUGGACUUCCCUGGUUAAACGAAGGGAAUUGUUAUUGUUGUCACUGUGAGAGCAUGGGCAGCUUUCUCAUGAUAACACUCUGUGAUGUCCCUGCAGUAAUACAUUCACAUUUAUGUCUCAUGUUCCCUAAUUAAAUACUUGGCUGAUGUUAAAUUCUUAUAUUUUUCUCACCAACGAAGCUUCAAGAGUGUGGAGUAUACACGGCAUAGGUGUGUAGCUACAAGAUGAUGGCCAUGUGCUUUGGGUUGUAUCUUUAUAGGAGAAGGAACUAGACUUGUAGUAAUUUAAAGGAAUUUAACCCUCGUAUUUUCAUGACAUGGACCUUCGGGAACACGGCCUCCUCGUGGCUCGAGGCGUCCUGUCGUCAGGCCGUGAAGAUGGUGGAAUAACGACGGCAUUUUUACCAAAUCUCAAGAACCGUUAUUUAUUUCAAACAACCCUUGCCAGCCAUACGAAGGGAGCCCCAUUCAUCUCCGCUGGAAGCCAGGUGUGAGCCCAAAUUCGGGUUCCAGUCGCCCUUCAUGACACCGGGUUCUGAAGUGUAACAAGGUGUGAAGUGUAACAAGGUGAUGGUCUCAGCCCGCUCACCAAUGAGUACAUGAAAAACAACCAUCUGAGUUCUAAAAUAUUACCAUGUUGGAUGACUGACACCAUGCAGACAGAGGACAGCUCUUGACACCACAGCACAUGCUGGGCGAGACGUGCACAUUGAAGGGACUCGACUGACUGGUCGCAUAAAAUACCAUAAUUGAUGUGAAAUUAAAUAAACCAUUUGUUUAUAUACAGAGCUGGGAGUGCAGGGCAUCCCAGGGUACUUUACAACAGUGGUUCACCUGGGGUGCACGCACGCACCCCAGGUGUGAGACAUAUGGGCAGAUUUUUUUAGAAGGUAAAUCAUGGAAACACAAAUUAAGUAUGGGUACGUAAGUACAACUACUUUGUUUCAUUAAACCUCUGUAUUUGUUAACGUAAAUUGUUUUACGAUUGAGAACCAAAGGGGUGCAAGGCUGCAGUAAAGGGUAAGAACCACUGCUUUACAAGAACAAACAUCUAAAACCUCAAGCCAUUGCCGAAUCAUCAAACUCAAAAAGCAGGUAGCUCACAUCAAUGUUUAAAAGUUUUAUUUAACAAAUUUAAUUGCAAUUUCUGAUGCAAGUCGGAGUCAUGUUCCGAAGGCAGGGAGAUGGCCGUGGAGGUGGCUGUGUGGCCAUGUCUACCGGGUCCACUCCCUGGCAAGCUCCGAGUCCCUGCUGAGUGAGGGAGUCCGUGGUCCUAGUACUAAUGACUCUCAGACUCGAGUGUGGUGCUGCUGCUGCUUGUGGUUAAAUCCUGGUGCGCCGGUACAUUGGGCGCGGUGCUUCUUUUCGCCCUCUUCAGAGCACGGCGUGCGGUGAAGGUGGCGCCGUGUUGAUGUUCUCUCUAUACUGUGGCGGUGCGAUUCCACUCCCUGACAAAUAAACAGUGGUGCACACGG
Molecule: messenger RNA, 11910 nt
Organism: Lethenteron reissneri (Far Eastern brook lamprey)
Lineage: Eukaryota; Metazoa; Chordata; Hyperoartia; Petromyzontiformes; Petromyzontidae
Product: rho guanine nucleotide exchange factor 7-like
Biological process (GO): lamellipodium assembly
Cellular component (GO): lamellipodium; cytoplasm
Molecular function (GO): protein binding; guanyl-nucleotide exchange factor activity
Source: RefSeq, a predicted model, not a curated record